ACAUUGACGACAUCGAUGAAAGAAAGGUGAGCAUGAUCUGCGGGUUCAAGCAAAAUUUGGUAAAAGACGACAACGUUUCCUGUGUCAACGAUGGAGAUUUCUCGGAGAGAAUCCUAUAGGAUCCUAGAAGUUUCUGAAGGAUCCAGUAAAGAUGAAAUCCGCUCAGCGUACAAACGGCAGGCCCUCAAAUGGCACCCCGACAAGCACCAGAAUUCUCCAGAGGCCACAAAGAAAUUUCAACAGAUAAGCUCGGCUUAUGAGAGGCUGAUGAAGCCUGAGGCGAUUGAAGUUAGUCUUACCAUGGAACAGAUGUUUGAUUUAUUUGCACAUGUCUUUUGUGGAAAUAGAGGUUUCUCCAAUGGCUUUUACAGUUUUGCUGAUGAUACAGACAGUGAUAGCAGCACUGAUUUUUCCUACAGACCUAAUGCUUUUAGAGACAACAAGUCAAGCAGAGAGAAAGAUAAUUCAAGUCCACCACCUGUCACUGAGGCUGAAAGGCGCCAAGCAGAGUUACGGAAAGAGGAGGAGAAACUAAAAAAACAAAAAGAAAAGCGGAGAGAGCGGAAGAAAAGAAGGAAAGCGAAGAAAAAACAGGAGAAAGAGGUUCGAUAUGGUGGAGGUGAUAACAAGAAGAAAGGAAAGAAAGAAGUCGUUCCAGAAUCUUCAGAGGAGGAGGAGGAAGAGGAAGAAGAGGAGAUUAUAACAAAUAAAGAAAAUAUACAAGCAAAUUCGUUAAAUGGAGAUUCAACGGCAAGCUCCCCCAUUGACAAGUCUUCCAAGGCCCAAGCUGUCAACGGCGAAAGAUCGGCCGACGACCAUUCCCAGACCAAUAUAAACUCACACUUUGAAAGCAAUUCCAACCAUCGAAAGGAGGUCCACGAUGGCCAUCAGCAGGGGGAAGGAGACGGGAGAGGGAGAGAAGGUGUAGUAGAAGGAGGCGGAGGCGAUGGAGCCAAGCAGACGGAGGGAAGGAAAACGCAGACAAAGACCAAAAAAGCCGCAGGAAACCCCAAUAUACACAAUCCUGGGAUGUCGGAUUCAGAAAGCGAUGAAGAAACCCAAGGUCUAGAUAUGAACAGUGCCUUUUUUGCCCGAGCUGCCAGCGGCGUAGCCAAAAAACAGACCCCUGCCCCUGCUUCAAAGACCAAAAAGAAAGGGAAAGGAAGAAAAGAAGAAUCUGAAUCGAUAGAGGAUAUGGAUCCACAGACUCUUGAAAGCAGAAAAUUGGCAGUGAAAGGCAAUGAGAUGGCCAGCGAGGGAAACUACCAUGCAGCUAUCAAAUUUUUCUCAAAAGCAAUAGACCUAAAUCCAUUGGAUUUCAGGUUCUUUGGAAAUCGCUCUUUUUGUUAUGAUCAUUUACAAAUGUAUGACCAUGCACUAAGUGAUGCUGACCAAGCAAUCCUCUUGGACAAGACAUGGCCAAAGGGUCACUACCGAAAAGGCCGUGCCUUGAGUGGUCUUAAACUUUAUACAAAUGCAGAGGCAUCCUUUGAGCAUGUCUUGAAACUUGAUAAAAACUGUGCUGAAGCAAUCCAAGAGCUGAGGACAGUCAGAGUCUAUCGGCUUAUGGAAAUGGGUUUUGGUGCACAACAAAGCGAAGCAGCUAUCUUACAAUUUGACACAGUGCAAGCAGCACUGGAAAACCUACUCGCACAAGGGGAUCUACCCGUCAACGGGGAAAUGGAUGAAGUUUACGUCUCAGACGAAGAAGAUUACAUAACCCAAACCAUUCAAGAGAGCAAGCUUGACUCAAGAAAUCCUGAAAAUUUGAAAUCCUUGUGGAUAGGUAAUCUACAACCAACAGUUACUGAAAAGGAAUUAAAGGACCUUUUUAAACCAUUUGGCGAGGUCUCCAGUAUGAGACGAAUGCCAGAAAAGUUUUGUGCCUUUGUUAAUUACAAGGACCCCAGAAUGGCCAGCAGAGCUAUGGACAAACUACAGGGUCGGGAACUGCAUGGGAAGCAGCUACUAAUAAAAUUCCCAGACAACCCUAUAGAACAACAAACCGCUCCAGUCAACGACCACCAGGAGUAUGUGGACAUGCGCUACAAGAACCUGAUCCUCAGGAAACCACAGGCGCAGAUGUCGGCCAGCAAAGUCAACAACAACAAUGUUAACAAGAAAACCAAGCAGCAAAUAGACCCAGCGUUCAAGAUGUCUGGACCAGUAAACGGUGAUGAAUGUUACUUCUGGAGGACCACAGGUUGCUGGUAUGCUGAGCGUUGCCGCUACAAACAUCUACCCGAAUCCAAGGGCAUCGACAGGAAGUAAUUGCGCCCUCUACAGCCCGAGGUUGAAUGUUGUUUGACAACAAAGAUUCAAGAGUGGAAGCUUUUUUUUUUUUUUUUUUAAUGUCCCAUACGUGAAAAAAAAAGAAAAUUCACUUACGGGAUAAAACUUGAAAGACAUUGGACGAAAGAGUCCCCUUUUUAUAUAUAAAUAUGUAGACAUUAAUAUAAAACAGGGGUCUUAGAAGAACAAAAUGACAUACCCUGACUUGACUUUUUAUAUUGGUGGGAUCGUUUUUUUUUUUCCUUUAAAAGAUGCUUUUGCUAUACUGAGCAGUGGAAAAAGAAAAAAAAUUGAGCAACGUUUAUGAACAAGUUGGAGGAAGAAGUUGUUUGGAGAGAAACGAGCGACAACACCAAACAGAGCAAGCGGACGACACGUCUGAAUAUGGCACGUGAGACCUUCAUUGAAGGACAGCUGCAGAGAAGGUGUAGAAGAAAUAUCAACUUCAGAGUCACAUCAGCGCAGCAAUGGCUGUUGUACCAAAGGUGCUUAUGAUAAAGUUAUCCUAUGGGGAGUUGACUAGAGGAAGAUGUCUGAUUAUGAAAUAAUAUUUACUAUUUAAUAACAUAACUGAUGUUUCUAGACAUGUGAUAGAGUGAUCGCUAUCUUUUUAUUCCAGACCAAAAUUGUGCAUCUCCAGCUAAUAAGUGAAGGAUCUCGCAUCAAUCGCCUUUGUGAAAACGUGUACCCGAUUCAAUAUGUGCAGCAAUGAAACAUAAAAUGCAAUGAUUUUUAAAAAUUUCUUACCAAACGUACAUCCUAAUUCAAUUAGCAAGAAGUGGCAGAAUAUAUUCAAUCAAGCAAUUAAAGUCUAUCAUUUUUCAGAAGUCAGAUUUUUUGUUCUGUUGAAGUUGAGCACACAGGCAAGAGAUGAAAUCAUCAUAUGCAGAAAUGGAUGUUGUUCAUAAAUUCUCCCUACUGCCAGUACAAUAUUAGCCAAUUUAAAGAGGAAGUUCACCUUGAAGAAAAGUUUGUUGUAAAACUAGCAGAAAAGAUAUUUAAAAAUAUUGGUGAAGGUUUGAGAAAAAUCGGUUAAGAGAUUAAGAAAGUUAUUAGAAAUGUAAGUUUUGGAUUUGUGAUAUCAUAAACGAGCAGGUGCCCCUUAUCUUGUAUGAAAUGCAUGGAUUUCAUUUUAUAAUGGUUCCUGAGGACUUUUUUGCUUUCUUUUCAUGAUCGGGUGUGAAAUGAUUUGUCUAUUGAUAUUCAAAAGGUACAGUAAAAACCAUUUUCAAAUUUCAGAGAAAAAAAAUCAUUUCAUUGAUUUUUUUUUACCAUUCGCUAUUAGGAAUGCUGCUCGCAUAGGACGUCACAAAUAAAAUUAUUGAAAUUCUAAGAACUUUUUUAUUCUUGGAUGGAUUUAUCUCAAACCUUUGGCAAUAUUUUUUAUUUUUUCUGCUAUUUUUACAAUAAAAUUUUUGUCAGGGUGAACUUCCCCUUUAAAGAAGGUGAUGAAUCUCUUAUUACAGCAGUAAGAUUAUUAGCUGAUGAAAGAAUACGGAGAUUAAUAAGUGUCUAACAUUUCCAACAUAUUCUUAGUAUUAUAUUGUCCACAUUCUGAACAGCAAUGUUGCACCAUCAUAAUCUGUUGCUAAAAAUUUUAUUUUAUUCACUUCAUGACUUUUUAUCUGGCUUGAUUUUUUCUGAAAUCAUUUUUUCUUAAAUGAGAUCAGUGCUCUGUAAGUCUACUAACGGCAAACCAUGUACCAAAGUGACAGCCAAUUUUAAAUAUGUAUUUACAUAACACAUUCUUGAUCCCCUUUCAUAAAGAGAUGGGGGUGGUGUUUCUUAACGAGUUCAGUGUGUCUUAAAGUCGUGCUCAAACACUAACACAUAAUCUGAUUGGUAGUGCACAUCCCUUGCGCAUGAUCAAACCAAUGUGGUGAUGCAUUAUAUACUGCAUGCAUCUGAGAUUUAAUCACGACUCUUAAUUCUUUGUGAUAACACCUCCCUGAUUAUUGAUUACAAUCAAUCCUAAAAUUUAGUACCUGUUCUGCCAUAGACUUGCACAACUGUAAUAGCAAAAUAAUUUGUUCAAUUGUAUAUUUUCUGUUUGGAUAUACUGUUUUGUAAACUUGUCAGCACUAUCAAAUACAUGAUUUCAAUAACAAAUUUGACAUUCACCAAUCAAAUUUCAUUAUUUUAUAAGCUUUUAACUUCAACAUGAAUUGGUCAUUGAUAACAAUUUUCAUCAAUCAGUACCCUAGAUCAUAUUGUAUUGCCUUUAACACAAAAUGAUCCUGUUUCUUGAACCUAUUAUUGAUAGAAUAUUACAAAUUUUUACUGGAAGAUAAUAAAAUCAUGGCAUUUGAUUGGCUGAUAGAAAAAUUGUCAUGGCAUUUUAGCAUUUUAUGAACUGGAGAUUAGUACUUUUCUGUUUUGUAGAAUAUUGUAUUGGCAAUAGGGAGAUUUAAAGGGGAAGUUCACCCUGACGAAAAGUUUGUUGUAAAAAUUACCAGAACAAAAUAAUAAAAGCAUUGUGAAGGUUUGAGGAAAAUCCAUUUAAGAUUAAGGAACUUAUUAGAAUUUUCAGCUGCCCCAGAUGUUACAUAAUAUAAAUUGCAUAAAUGUAAUUUUUUAAGGGUUCAUGAUGAUUAAAGGUUUCUUCUAGGAGUGGGGGUGAAAUAAUUUGUCAAUAUAGUGAAGGUAAAAUAAUACCCAUUAAAAAAUUUUGAGAAAAUUACAUUUCAUUGAUUUUUUUUAAAUUCACAAAUAAAAAAAUGACAUUUAUGUUUAACUUUUUAAAUCUUUGAUGGAUUUUCCUCAAACCCUCAUCAAUAUUUUUUAUUAUGUUUUCUGCUCUUUUUACAAUAAUUUUUUGUAAGAUGAACUUCCCCUUUAACCUUCCAUUUUUUGCAAAAAAAUAUUUUAACUUGGUACUGAACAAUGUCACUGUCAUUUUUCUAUUUUAGUUUGAGACAGAUGUAUUUCCUUUUUAUGUUCUCUACCACCUACUUAUCAACUUGAUAGCUUUACGAUUUUAUCAAUUUAUAGAAAUUAGGGCUGGUGAAGAAUAAUAUAAUCUGAUGCUUGAAUGUUAUCUUACGAAUGUUUAUUCAUUUGAAUAACUGUGAUAUAUUUAUUGGUCAGGGGAGUCCAGUCCAGUUUUAUCCAAAAGUUACUAUAGUAACCAUAGUAACUGUGGGUCUCGGCCAAUCAAAAUCAAGGAAAAUUGUCAGAUCCUACACCUUGUUGGAUGAAAAUGUUGAUGAAAUGCUCCCUUGGAGAGCAAAAAAGGGGGUAAAGUAAUAUGAUCUGUCUUGAAAUAAUGGUUUUAUUAUUUAUUUUCCUUCACAUUAUUUCAUGGUCCACAUUCUUGGUAACUUUGCUAACUUUCUGUUUAGUCUGAUCACAUAUGGUCUAAUCUCAGUUUUAAAAAAUUGGAAAAAUUUACAAAGUAUAAAAAAAUUAAUAUUAAAUUAUCUGAAGUUGAUGUGAUAAACUGACAUUUCUUUAUGCCAAGGAAUAAAACAUGAGUGACUGUUGAACUCAAAUGAGAGGAAAUUUGAAUAUUUGAUUUGAUAAGAAUUAGAUAGUUCCAUCAACCUCCCAUAAAUCAAACUUGUAUGAAAUGAAAAAUCUGGCAAAUGUAAUAAUGACACCUUACAUAUUUUUCAGCCUGUUUUUUUUUAAUGACCCUUUAGAUUGGACUAUUGGAAUAUUGCAUGUGCUUAUUUAAAUAAGAUAAGGAUUUAUUUAUUUACUAUAUUAUUUAAGAUUUUAAGGACUGUGUUUCUUAGGCCUGUAUUCUGAGCUCCAAUUUGAUUUACACUCUGGCCCAAAGUUGUUAAAUUAUGUAUAACCAAUUGUGAUACAAAUCUCUGGUACAGUUUCAACUUACCACCUCAAUUAAUACUAAAAUCAUUGAUAGUUGAUUGGGAAUAACUACUAAAAUAGUUUUCGUCACAUUUAAAACAUGGGGGAAAUAUUGUAAAUUAAAAAAAAAUAUAUAUAUAUAUAUAUAUAUAUAUAUAUACAAUGUUAACAAAAUGUUAAGCUUCCCAUAGUUCUGGCACAGAGUUAGACCAUGGCCUAAAUUAAACUGACUUCAGCAUACAGGCCUUAUUGUCAGGGGAUUCAAAUAACUUACAGGAGUGUAUUUCUGAAGAUUAAUUUCCCACAAUGAGGGGAUAAUUUCUCAAGCAAUCCAUAGAAACAUGUUCUGCUAUGGGAUACGUAAGGGGGUGUUGCAAGAAACUAGUUGCAAUCAAUUGCACAUUUCUAUUGCAAUUUUACAAUUGAUAGAUCAAUUGUAACUACAUGUAUGGCAAAUAGAUAUUUCGUUCCUGAUGAAAGAUAAAAUAAAUUGAGUGCAAAUUUGCAAUUGAUCGCCAGACUUGUGAUUGAUUGUGGGACGUAGAAUUAAAUUGCAAUUGAUUGCUAGUUGAUUGCAAUGCCCCAACAAACUUCUGACCAAACCAAUGUUGACAUCAGGAAUUACUUUCUUUUUUAAUUGUCAGCCAAUCGGCUUGUUAGGAUGAUGUGUUUUCUUCUGAAAUCUUGUAUCAAUCUUAAGGCCCUUGUCACAUUGUUCCGUGCAAGCCUUGCAUGUAAUUUGCCGGUGACUAUUUUAGCUACCCGCAUUGCCCAGGGGUGGCCCACAGUGACAGUUUCUCGCUAGCAGUUGCCCACAGUAGCAAUCGCAAGUCUCAUUUGUGCGCAGAAAAGUUUUGAGCACAUUCAAAACUUGUUUUGUUACGGGCGAGUUGCAAGAGAAUGCCCUCAGCUUGCCCGCAAGGCUUGCGUGGAACGAUGUGACCGGGCCAUUAUCAAUGUCUGAGGCAAUAAUGUCAUGUGCAAGCAUGAACUUGUAUUUCUGCAACUUUGACCAUGUGUGUUCUUAUGUACACUGUCCGUCAUAUAGUAGGAUAGGACGUACAGUACAUGUCAUCGUUGGGCUGUUAAAACUUUGUCGGAAUACAGAAUUAAAUCUUGAAAUUUAAAAGAAAAAAUGAGUACAGCUGAGAAAAACUCUAUUAUAGAGGUGUGACUUCAGUUGGAAAUCAUCUUUUGCACAGAAAUAUAUCUGUAAAAGAAUUAGGAGGUUGUUUCAGACAAUGUGAUGUUGCCAACAUUUUCAUAUUUCUAGAUUGCCACUCUUUUUUGAGCUGUCCUAAUUUUUUCAAAUUUUUAUUUUUAGAUACAAGGUAAGAACAGCCCAGCAGUGAUGUAUGUCGGUCUAUGUUCAUGGGUUCCAGAUGCUCUACAUGUCGUUUUAGAUGUGAUUCUUAUUUAUGAUGAAAAAGAGCAAGAGGUUUAGGGGGGCUGCCAUCACCGUUAGACAUGGAAAUACUGUUGAUACUAAAUAAAAAAUAUAGGCUUUAAUUCAUAAAUAUGAUUUUAAUCUGUAGUCUGAAGUCAUGAUUUCGCCAUUUCAUGCAUUGAUUACACUUAAAGCAAUGUAUAUUUUAUUUUAACCAAAGGGCCUAAAAUGAAUGCAUGAUUUUAUUACAGAGUGGUGCAUUCUUGCAGGUUACUUAUAAAGGUUACUGCAUGAAUGGACCAACAUGCAAGAAUCUAUCGAAGUGGGUAUUCAUUAUUUUGCUCUUCCUCAAUAUAUUUACCAAAUUAAGCAUAAUUAAAGAAUGAAAUCUACUUUAACCAUGGUUUUCAGACUACAAAAUCAAAUUUUCCUACAGUUGGGCCUAUAAGUCUUAUUUUUUUAUAUCAAUAAAACUAUUCAAUAUUUUCAUUUAUUUUAUUUAUUAUUAUUUUUUUUUUGGGGGGGAAUCGAGAAGGCAUAAUUAAUGCAAUCAAUACUUGAAGAUAUUUCAAAGAAUCGAUACCACAAUCAUAAUAAAUAGUUGACUAUGGCAAAAUAUAUAGCCUAUUUGGUUGGUAUAAGCACAUAGAUAUUACCUAUGAAUAAUAGAAUUCUACUCUUGAAAGUGGUAAAAGAAAAUUAUUAUUGUAAUGGGAAUAAAACAUUUUGUUUAAGUAGCUGCUAAGUUUUAAGGAGUCACUGUAAUUUUGGCUCCAUAUCUUUCAAAAGCAGAUCUGCCAGAAUAAACACAAUUUUUAAAUGA
Lytechinus variegatus (green sea urchin) is the source of this 8315-nucleotide messenger RNA. RefSeq names its product dnaJ homolog subfamily C member 21-like. Bases 91 to 2271 code for a protein of 726 amino acids. The record is from RefSeq and is a predicted model, not a curated record. Gene Ontology annotation, molecular function: metal ion binding; RNA binding; protein binding. NCBI's taxonomy places the organism in Eukaryota, Metazoa, Echinodermata, Echinoidea, Temnopleuroida, Toxopneustidae. The transcript is spliced from 19 exons.